AUGGCCGACGACGCACCCGACGCCAGCCCCAAGAACGAGCCCCUCAACAUCGAGACCAAGGAAGACGCCGAGACCCGCGCUGCUCGUCGGGAGCUUAAGCAGUCAUCCAUCUCCGAUACAACACCGUCGGCUGCAGAUGGCUCCGACACGGCCAAUGCCUCUGAUGCGCCAGACAGCGACCUGAAGGAUCAGGUUGCGUCGCCCAAGAAGAAGCGCGCGCACGACCAGCUCGAGGGCGGCAAGGAGGCCGAGGACAAUGAUGCGAACAGCGUUGCAUCGACCGAUUCCGCCAAGGACAGGGCCUCGCGACUAGAGCCCGAGAAGAAGCGUCCUCGCGAUGAGGACUCCAACGACGCAGAGCCGACCUCAACAGCUGCCUCGAGCCAAGAAGCGACCAAGGAGAACGAGGCCGGCAAGUCGCCAGCCAAGAAUGCUCAACCACAAACCUCUGCCAGCGCCUUUGCCGCCUCCGGCUUUGGCAAGCUGUCCUCUGGAUCAUCGCCGUUCGCCAGCCUCGGCGGCUCUCAGGGCGGCAGCGUAUUUGGCUCUGCUGCCGCUGGCAAGCCCUCGCUUAGCUCAUUUGCGUCUCCGGCUCCGUCCACAGAUGCGCAGCCCCCCGCCGCACCGAAGUUGACCUUUGGCAGCACCAGCGGCGCAUCGCCCUUUGCCGGUCUGUCUUCUGGUACUAAUGGUUUUGGAAGCGCAUUCGGCUCGAGCGCCUUUGGAUCUGCCCUGGGAGGUGCCAAGCCCCUCUCGAGUUUCGCCGCCCCUGGAAAGGAGCCUCUUAAGAGCGAGAAGCCUGCCAAGCCGUUUGGUGCUCCCGACAGCAGCGACGACGAAGAUGAGGACGGUGACGAGGAUGGCGACGAGAAUGAGCCCCAAGAGGUUGAGCGCGCCCUGUCCCCAGAGAAGGAUUCCGAUGAGAAGAGGAAGCUCAAGCUUCAGAAAGUUGAGGUGAACGAUGGCGAGGACGGCGAGGCUACGAUCAUAUCUGUGAGAGCCAAGAUGUUCUAUCACGACAAGGAAGCAGGCUGGAAGGAGCGUGGAGCAGGCAUGUUGAAGAUCAACGUACCCCAAGCUUGUGUCGAGUAUGAUGACAACGGUGCCGUCGUCCCGGGAUCAUUUGAUGCUUCUGCGCUAGAAGUCGAUGACCCAGAAAGCGCAAGCACUCACGGGCACAAGGUUGCUCGUCUUAUUAUGAGACAGGAUCAGACUCACCGAGUCAUUCUCAACACGGCGCUUGUUGCAGCCAUGAAGUUCCAAGAGAAGGCUUCGCUGAAGUCAGUUGGAAUUCUCUUUACUGCCUUUGAGGGUGAACAGGCAAAGCCUGUGAGCAUUACCAUGCGGAUGACUGCUGCCAAUGCUAAGGGCUUUAUGAAUGAGAUCGGCGUCAUCCAAAGGGAACUCCGGAGCAGCUAG
Fusarium keratoplasticum is the source of this 1419-nucleotide messenger RNA. RefSeq names its product RanBD1 domain-containing protein. NCBI's taxonomy places the organism in Eukaryota, Fungi, Ascomycota, Sordariomycetes, Hypocreales, Nectriaceae. The coding region runs from base 1 to 1419 and encodes 472 amino acids. The transcript has 4 exons. Gene Ontology annotation, biological process: intracellular transport. The record is from RefSeq and is a predicted model, not a curated record. Gene Ontology annotation, molecular function: GTPase activator activity. Gene Ontology annotation, cellular component: cytoplasm; nuclear pore.